AUACAAUAAACAAUUACUAGAACUAUUGUAAAUAUAGACUUUAUGGUAUGUAAGUAGGUGUUUAUUGUAUAUGAAGUUAGGUGUUUAAGAUAUGUAAAGUAGUUGUUUAUGGUAUAAAGUAUGUGUUUAUCUUUUCUCGUGUUUUUUACAUACCAUAAGUACCUACUACACAAACUAUAUAUUAUAAUCACCUACUCACAUACCAUAAGCUACUAUACAAACAAUAUUCCAUAAUCACCUACUCAAGUAACAUAAAUAAAUUCACAUACGAUAAAACCUACUUCACAUACUAUCAACACAUACUUCACAUUCCAAAAUCUAUUGAGCUGCUUAUGAUUUAUGAGAGGCCCUCUCACACGAGUUGCUGAGCAUUUUUUGCUUAACACAAAUUCUUGUGAGAGACGGUCUCUUUGAGAGGCCAUUUUUAAUUUGGUCGGCCUAUUAUAUAUUUUUUUAAAAUAUUGUAAAUAGGCAUUAAGAAUGAUGUAAAUAGACAUUUAAAAUAUUGAAAAUAGACAUUAAGAAUACGAUAAGUAAGCAUUAAGAAUAAUGUAAAUAGACAAUAAAGAUACGGUAAAUAGAUAUUAAUCUUUAAUGAACUGUAUUUUAGAUACGUCUACUAGUUGUUUGCUUAAUAGGGUAUGUAUUGGCUUCGGCUGAGUGCUGAUUUGGGUUACUACCUCUUUUAUGGGUUUAUUCAGCCCAACAUCUAAAAGGUAGAACUCGAUGCCAAUCACAGCCGUUUGGGCCGGGGAAUCCACAGUCCACAGAGAACAGCUCAUUCACUGAAAGUGCUUUUUAAUGAAGGCGUAUAUGCAGCUUGUUUUUUUGUAAGAUAAACUUUUAAAAAACUUAUAUUCUCAUAAAAUAUAUUUGUUUCGGUAAUGAAACGUGGAAGUGGGAUACACUUGAAAUACCUGGAGAUAAGUAGAAGUGUGAUCAAGAGAAGCGGCUUAUGAGAGGAAGCGACCUGAAUUCCUGCAACACGACACGUUAGCCUUGUCCGGGGGGUGACCUCCCGGAAGACCCCUCCGACGCUCAAGUCAGAACGUAAAUCGGAAAUUAAUGAAUGACUGAUCGUGGAAUGAAUGCAAGAAGGAAGGUCGGGAUUGAGAUUGCUAGUGCUAGUGCUAGUGGUUGGGAAGGCUUAAGGAAGUAGUGUAAGCAAAGAUUCUAGGAAAGCUGUUUCAGAUAUCUUCUCCCCUUUGAUGGUUGUCCCUAUUUAUAAUGUUUCAAGGAGGAAGUUACUCCAGAGAGGAAAGGAGGAAGAUCAUGGGAGUAAUGGGCAGCAGCUGGCGGUUAUGAAGGAAAGUGGAAGAUAGUGGGCAGUUAUCUACCUUGGAAGAAGGAUUAUCAAAGAAUGUGGGUGAGUGGAAAGUUGAGUCAAACAGGUGGUUAUUAUUCUGGAGGGAAAUUAGGGCAUCUGGAAGUGAGUAGCUCAUGGGCCAUCCAAGGAGGUCGGGACAUUCAACAAAAAGCCCAUUGACCGAAAGUCAAGGUCAACGGAAAAGGUCAAAGGGUAUUUUGGUAAUAUGAUGCUAAUUAUUAAAUAAAUAAAUUAAUUAAAAAACAGUACCAUGACACUUAGCCCCACGCAUGAAGGGUGAUGUGAGGGGAGAGCCACAACGACUAGAAACAUCCUCCUUUAUGCGGAAAAAACAGGUGCCCAUUGGAGCUUGAUUUAAUGAUCGUAGAGAACAUUCAAAAGCCCCAUGAGGUAAAACAUAUACCCGACCUGGCGAAGCUCCUCAUGGAUCUUGAAAAUUGAGUUUGCAAGCUUUGAAUCGACAGUCCUUGUGCUGAAUUCCGAGUUGUAAUGAAAAAGAUAUGACCUUUUAAGCUUGUCAGGUAAGAACGUAUUGAAUACGGGUCAAACGGGCAUAUGAAGCCGCGGCUUGAAGUAUGCCGCGGAGUAGCCCCAGACGCGUUAUAAUACAACAGCGAAAUAGUGAAUGUGGGAUCUAGAUUCCGCGACAUCAUGUCUCGACCCUUGCUUUCACUGAUAUCGCAGAAAUCAGGUUUUCAACAAAACACCCAAGGAGGGUCCGACUUAUUGACUAUGCGGAUUAAAUCAACUGUCUGUUUUGAACUGAUGCCGCGUAACGCCAAGGGUUUUUACGAAUCGGAUCCCUAGUAAUGACGCGGCAUAGCAUUCUACUCAAGAUAUUUUUACCCCUAUUGUUGAACUAUGCCGCGAACUAAUAGUUUGCGUCUUUACUCACGAAUUCAACACGAGAAUCCCUCUUCAACACUUAGAAUAUUUUAAGAAAGAGAAGGACCCCCUGGGGGUCCGACUUAUCGACCACACGGAUAUCUUUAAAAAUGUUCAGUACUCGGUCAAAGCAGCCCCCUUUAUUCUAGCAUGAUAUGGAAUGAGCCCCAUAACUCGCAUCUUCAAUCCCACGGACACACAUGAGAGAUUCUAUACUUAGAAUUUUUCACCUGGACUAGGGUCAUUUGGGGGUCCGACUUAUCGACCACACGGAUAAAUAUGGGAAUCAGCCACUUUACUCUUCACCCCUCCUCUUUUAUGACGGGGAACCAGCUCGCAGACCCGUGUCUUCAAUCAUACAGAAAUAUGGGACUUCUCUCAUACAUGGAAUUUCUACAUUAUGACUGGGUGCACCAAGGAGUCCGACUUAUCGAUCACACAGAUUUCCUUUGCCCUUGAGAUAUUUUCAUAUUUCCUUCCAUCACAUUUUACCCGCCGUGUCCAUAAGUCGGACGGAGGAAUGGGUAAUCUCUCUAUACUUGAAAUGAUUUUCCUUUCUGGAGGUUCAGUUUAGGGUCCGACUUAUCGACUCUCCGGACAUAUUCGAGUGCUAAAGGACUUGAAUAAUUACCUGCUCCCCCCUACCUGGGGUCUGACUCGUCGCCCCACCGGUGGGAUGGCUUUGACAUUCAAACAAAUUUAUGACGUUCCUCUCUAAUUGGGGGUCCGACUUUUCGACCUUCCGGCUAUAUUCAAGAGUUAACACUUAGAAAAAUUUCGCAACAUACCCUUUCAACCAGGGUCCGACUAAUAGACUUCACGGUCAUUACUUCCCAGUUAUUGGGAGUCCGACUUAUCGACUUCCCAGUUUUCCUCCGGAAUUCCACCCUUUCGUUCGAAUGCUCAAAUCCCAAGUGAAGCAUUUAUUGCCGCUAUAAAUAGGGUAGUUGGAAUAGUUCCAUUUCACCUAAUCUUCAUUAACUCCCUCAAAUCUUCAAAUUGCAAGAAAGAGAAAGUAGAGAAACGCUCGGACAAUCUUCAUCCCUCCUUCAAACUUCUGACAAAUCUUUCGAAGAUCUUCAAGGUUUCUGACAAAUCUUCAUCAAGUUUCUGACAAAUCUUCAAAUUUCUUUAAGGUAUUCAAACUUUCCCAGAUUUUUCGAAUUUCUUCAAGUUAUUCUUCAAACUGUUCUUGAAUGUUAGCCUAGAACUUUGAAUUUGUUUAUGAAUUUAGUCUCUAUUCUUUACAAGUUUCGACUACUACUUUAUUAUUAACAUGGAUGUCGCGGCUACUCAAGAGACUAUAGCUAACUCAGACACCAACCCUACUAACUUGCCGGAAACUCUUUUGAUAGUACGUAGGCGUCUUAAUAAAAAGGGGUUAUCAAUGAAUGACUCGGAUGAAAGUAGUUCGGUGAGAAUUACCCCCCAUUAUGAACCAAUAAAAGAUGGGGAUGAGUCGUCUGUAUCCCCUAUAUACCCUCCGGAGAUUAUAAAAACUGCUCCUUGGGAAGUGAGCGUUGCUUUCUUUCCAAAUUACUUGCCGCGAAUAAAUCCUGACCUAGAAGGGUUAUUGUAUGUAGAUAUGGAAAACCUUGAAGGAUCAGCCGAGUCUUCUGGAAGGGAGAGUGCAGCGCCAGUUCCUCCUCCAUUCUACAUUCCAAACGGCGGGCCCCUAAAUUACUUCAUUGAUUUACAGACCAAAAGAGAUCUAGACAACCGCCGGGAGGCCAUCUCUCAAAAAUGGGGUUUGAAGGAUAAUAUAAACAUUAUUACCCCGGGGAAUUAUGACACCGUUAGGUUUCCUCCCCCACAUUGUAUAGCUGUAUACUUUCCUUCUUUUGAAUUAGGGCUCAGAUUUCCUCUUCACCCGUUUUUUAGGGAGGUGUUAGAGUUUUUGAACAUUUCAGUGCCCGAGUUAUACCCAAACGCCUGGGGUUGUAUGGUGGCCUUUUUGAUCCUAUGCAAAGUUUUGGCCGUGCCACCAACACUCACAGCUUUUAGAUAUAUAUUCAGAGCCCGCCUAUGUAAUUCGCAAUCAUACGGCUGUGGCUGGAUUACUUUUACACACCGUCGAGGACUGAAGAUAGUCCAAGACCUCCCCGAUAACCAGAAGGGGUAUAGGACGAAAUUUGCAUUUUUGUAUAAUUCAGAGGGAUGGAACAUCAAGACCUCUUUUGACAUUAAACCCAACCUUGCGGGUUUUAAUAAUGGGAUCCCGCAGUGUUCUUUUAGUGACGCGGUGAUCAUAGAGUACGCAAAGAUGGACGUUCAAUUGGGAAGGAAACCAAUGAACGUCCAACUUAAUUGGAUACCUGGUCGCCCUGAGUUGGAGAACGAGAACCUCCUCUCGUCAUUCGGCAUCAGCUUGGCUAUCGAUCGGAGGAUAGCCAAGGAGAAUCUUCGAGCAAAGAGUCCGGAGCUGAUGAAGAAAUUCAGCGUUCUAAGACUUGCUCAAGGGGCCAUACAGCGACCCGAGGAUAAGCCUCUUCCCCUUCCUCCGAAGGACUCGGCGACUGUAGAGAAGGGUCUGGAGGACGUGCCCUCAGAGCAAGAGGCUCUCCGACUUCUCGAAGAGAGAAAACAAAUUCACAUCCCCGAUGAAUCUGAUAGGGUGAUUCCUCCACAGACAAGGGGGGUGAAAAAGAGUGGGAAAAAGAAGAGGAAGCGGGAUUCUUCUUCCCGCAAGGAGAGCUCGGCCAAGAGGCCCUCUGUGGGCACGAUUCCUACGGCCGUACCUCUCCGCAUAGGGUCGGUUGAGGAGGAGGCGUCUCCCCCUUCGGACUCUCCACGGCCAGCUUCGAACAAGGGGAAGGAGAAGGUGGGGGAGUCUUCCGCGGCUCCCUCAUCACAAUUCGCUGAGGUUUAUCGUCGUCGGGAAGUUUUCCCUUUUCGACACAAGACACCCUUUCCGGAGUUGGGGCAUAAGGGCUUAAUUGUUCGUUUUAACAGGGCGACGUCCAACUUAAUCAGCAAGGUGGACGUCGACCUACUAGAAUCCAUGCCCCCCCGUGACAGGGUGCGUCAGGCACAAGCUUCGGCGGCAGAGGUAAUGACUUUUUUAUGCUUAGUAGUGUCAUUACUUGGUUUCCGGAUUUCUUUAGUUGCCGUUUCUUUGCAGGCGUUCAUACGGUUGGCUUUUGAGCUCGACGCAAACCGUCAAAGUGCCGCGGACCAGGAAACCAUUGCCGCCCUUACCUCCCGCUGUGAGGAGCUGAAUGACGAAUUAUCAAAAUUGCGGGAGGACUUGCCGGGCCUAAAAGAGAAAUUGGCCAAGUGUUCUGAGCUGAAAGAGCGCUUGGUCAGGACCGAACAAUGGCGGGAAAGGGCAAGGAAGCAGCUGGACCAGACCAUCGAGAACUUAGAUGCUGCUUCCACCUGGUCUGCGAGCCUCGGCCAUGAAGUCGGCUUGCUGAUGGAUACCCAUGCCAAGCUCGUUCAUCAGAACCAGCAACUUAUGCAGCAAGUAUCGACUGAUUCUGCCCACUUCAAGAUGAUCCUAUCCGCGGCGAAGGUGUAUAAAUUGUGUUUAACCAGGAAGGCCCGGAUGGCUCGAGAUUGGCUUCUUUCGGAUGAGCCGGAAGCGUCGAAGUUUCUUGGAGAUCUGACGGCGGAGAUGGUGAGAGCCGGAACCCUGAUCAGUGACGAAAAGUAUCGUUUGGCUGCCGCAGAGUUGGGCAUGGAUUUUACAUCUCUUCAGCAAACUGCUGAUCAGAAGGGAAGUGAAGCCUUGUCCAACCUUACUCCUGUCUUGGACGGGGAGUCGGCGGUACUGGUCGACGCUGCUUGGGAUGCGGAUGAAAGGAGAGCCUGGUCCGAAAGGAUGGAUGCAGAGGCUGAGAGGGAGGCUUUAUGCCUCGACUUGGAUCAGCUGGCUCUCUCUUCUCCUCCGGCGUCAGAUGUCCCGGAAAACUUGACGCUCUCCAACCUGGAGGUUUUGUGCCUUGAUUUAUCGAAUCUUAUUAUUGACGAAGGUAGGAACCUCCAGGGCUUAUCCCGAGAGCUGUCCGAGAUCGGGGUGGAGCCGUUUAACGUUGAAGAUUAUGUAAGCUUCACUCCCAGUCUUGAAGAGGGAAGGAUCGAGCCUCCUCUGCCGCCGGAUCAAGACGUCGAGGCUUUUUUGGAAGAUGUAUAAUCUUGCAAUUUUGUAAUUUUGAUUUUUGCAAACAUUCAACUCUGUAUUUUGAAUAUUUUGAUGUAUAUAUCCCUGAUUAUGGAGUUUAUUCGUGGUGUCCAUGCUUUUAUUCGUUGAGCCGUGGCUUCUCUUUUCCGAGGCUGCGGAAUAAUACUUAGAGGACGUGAUUUUUCGAUGUCACGCGCAGGCGACAUCAAGGAAAUUUGUACUUAGAAUAUUUUCAGCCUUUAGACCCCAGUAAGGGGGUCCGACUUGUCGAUGUCCCGGUUGCGGGUUAUCUUAUUGGGAGACUUGAGAUUUUCUUUUGAACUCAGGGACCCCAAACUGGGGGUCCGACUUAUCAAUGUCCCGGUUGGGAAACAUCUUUUGGAAUAUUUUGAACUUUAGGGACCCCAAACUGGGAGUCCGACUUAUCGAUGUCCCGGUUGGGAAACAUCAUUGUGAAAACUUAGAAUAUUUUGAACUCUAGGGACCCCAAACUUGAGGUCCGACUUAUCGAUGUCCCGGUUGGGAAACAUUACUGUGAGAACUGAGAAUAUUUUGAACUAUAGGGACCCCAAACUUGAGGUCCGACUUAUCGAUGUCCCGGUUGGAAAACAUCAUUGUGAGAACUUAGAAUAUUUUGAACUAUAGGGACCCCAAACUGGGAGUCCGACUUAUCGAUGUCCCGGUUGGGAAACAUACUUGUGAGAACUUAGAAUAUUUUGAACUAUAGGGACCCCAAACUGGGAGUCCGUCUUAUCGGUGCUACGAACGGAUGUCAGAUAUUUCAAGUGAUUUUUGGUCUUGGAACCCUAUCCUAAGGGUCCGACUUAUAGGUAUCACAAGUUCGUUAGUGACAAAAUAAUUUGAUAAUGGGACCCCUCUCAAGGGUCCGACUUAUGGAUAUUACUGAUUUAAUAAGAUUUGCAAAAGAAUUUUACCAAACAUUUGCGAACAUAAGAGCCGGAUAAUUUGAAAAUAAAACCUGUUUAUUAAUGAUUGUUAAGGAUACAAGUGACGAUUGAAGUAAUUUUGAAUUACAACGCAAUUAUGUUGCGGAAGGACUGUAGUCGCGGAUUGGUGCUGAUGAGUCUGUCCCUGAUGAGGCUGUUUAUGCUGAUGCUUGUCGAUUGCCCCUUGCAAAUUUUAUUAAAUGAAGAAUUUUUUCAAAUGGUCUCCAUUCCAUGGUCGGGGUAGUUUUUUCCCUUUCAUGUCUUCCAGUUCGAAGGUUCCUGGUUUGACGACGUGGGUGACUCUGAAAGGUCCGUCCCAGUUGGCCCCUAACUUUCCUUUCUCCACGAUUUUUCCCGUAGCUUCUACUUUUCGGAGGACUAAAUCACCAAUUUGAAUGCGUCUGGUUUUGACGUGGCGAUUGAAGCUACGGAUCAUCUUUUGUUUUUGUGCUAUUGAUCUCAGCAGUGCGUUUCCUCUUGUCUCUGGCAGCAGAUCUAAGUUUGCUCUUUUACCUUCCUCAUUUUCGUCGUGUGAGUAGUAGGUGACCCUUGUAGAGGGUACGCCUAUUUCAACUGGGAGCACGGCUUCAGAUCCGUAUACUAAAGAGAAAGGUGUAUGCCCCGUUGAGUCUUUGAUGGUUGUUCGACUUGC
Molecule: messenger RNA, 7934 nt
Organism: Amaranthus tricolor (Joseph's coat)
Lineage: Eukaryota; Viridiplantae; Streptophyta; Magnoliopsida; Caryophyllales; Amaranthaceae
Exons: 3
Coding region: 3489-6347 (952 amino acids)
Source: RefSeq, a predicted model, not a curated record